AUGAGAAACAUGUCGGCGGACUAUUCUACGUGUUUAGAUCUCGGCAUACUUCAAGUUAUUCAACGUACAUUAUUGAUACUUAUCUACGCUGUUUUUAUUACAUGGAUAUUGAUGUUAAAUGUUGGUCGAGGUUUUCUGAAAUUUGUUGAAAAAGAUCAUCAAAUUGUUCUAUUAGCCGAUAAAUAUUUAAAAACUUAUAUUCUGCUAUAUCAAUUAAACCUUGGUAUUCAUACACCUGGUAUUUCAAUUGCCAUUAGCUUUUUAACAAUGUCAAUACUAGCGAUUGUUUAUAUUCGAUUUUAUUCUAAUAUUUAUGAACUUACAUGGUGUCCGAUAACAAGAGAGUGUCUAACGGAAUGGCGGAGUUAUAUACGUUUAAAUAUAGCUGGCCUAUUCAUGAUAACGUUAGUUAGUUGGUCAUUAGAAUGUUCAAUACUCUUGGCAGCUACAAUCAGUGAACGAUCAUUAACAGCCCAAACAAUUGCUUAUCAAACAGAAACCCUGUUCUAUUACAUUUCAUAUGCUUUUGGAUUAAGUGCAAAUAUACGUAUAGGACAAUAUAUGGGCGCAAAUGAACCUUCAAAAGCUAAACAAGUUACAAAUUUAUUAUACAUUGUCAUGAUCCUGCCGUUAUUAGUAAAUAUGAUACUUAUACUUUCGCUCUGUAAUUGGAUUCCAUUGUUUUUUAUAUCAAAAACAGAAAAAGAUUCAGCGGCGACGAUAUCAUUUACAAAAAAAUUGUUAAUAGUUGUCGCUUUUAGUCAAAUAAUAGAUGGUUAUCAGGGACUGCAAUUGGAUGGAAUGAUAAAAGCCUGUGGUCAACAACCGAAGGGUGCGAUUAUUGCAACAAUUGGAUUCGUUCUGAUCUGUAUGCCAGUGGCAGUAGUGCUUAUUUAUGGUGCCAAAAUUGAUAUUUAUGGUUAUUGGAUUGGGCUGUUCUGUGCUGAAUGUUUCACAAAUUUAUCACUUUUUAUUAUAAUUCAACGUUUCGACUGGCAAUCAUAUGCAACUCAAAUUACUACUGCUGCUGUUCCGUCAACUGCAUUGAUCUCCUACGGAACAAACACCCGAGUAGAAAUAUCUGUAGAUAAAUCUCUAUUUGAACUUAUUAAAUGGAAACUACUUUGUUUAAGUUUUUUUAUUGUAUUAUUCAUUAUUAGCAUAGUAUUUUCAGCAUUCUCUAGCAUUUAUUAA
Messenger RNA from Didymodactylos carnosus, 1194 nucleotides. The record is from the annotation of a GenBank genome assembly. Lineage: Eukaryota; Metazoa; Rotifera; Eurotatoria; Philodinida; Philodinidae.